AUGUCCUCUAACGCUGCACAUAUCUCGAACUCACCUCCUGCCACACCCAUAGCACCUCGAAGCCGCCGUGCCUCGAUCACCGAGAUGUUCUCUCGGCCUAGCAAUGGUGGACCACCGCCGCUGAACACCAAUGCAUCGAAUGCCGCCCCCCUCUUUACGGCAGCGGCGGCAGCGUCGAAUGCUCAGCAGCAACCACACCGUCGUCGAAUGUCAAUCACCACACUCGGGUUGUCUGGCUCCCCCACCAACCAGUCAGCUCCCUUUGGCCAGGCAGUGGCGGGCGCUACACCGACGACGGCGCCAGCAGCACCUCCGUCUGGCAGACGCCGACGGGGAAGCAUGUCCAGCUCGAUCCUCUCGAGCUCCCCAACAAUGGAACAGGCAGUCGUUGAGGAAGAGGACGAGGAAGGCGACGAUACACCACUGCCUACAUCUGCAUCCCCGUUCGCGAGGCGAGUAUCCUUCAGCUUCCGGGAUCGGGCUGCCAGUAUAAACGGUAUAUAUCAAUCCCUUUCCAUUCCGGUUCCCUCAUUUAAAUACCACACCACCUCUAUCCAUCACGGCAGGGGUGGUAGCCUUGUCAACGCCCUAUUCGUAAUUUUUACCCCACAUAUUCUCAUACUUGAGAAUGUCAAUGCUGACAACACGUCUGUCCAAACAGGUGAAGGCUUCAACUGGCCAGAAGCCCUUCGAACCAGAGCUGAACGAGCUCCGUCCCUUGCCGGAAGCUUCUCCAUGCAUCAGCAGCAGCAGGGCCAGGGUCAGGGGCAUGGGCAUGGGCAGGCACACCAACAGCCCCUCUCUGCUGGCUCGUCCACCACCUCCACCUCUCCAUCUUCCUCCCCAUCUCUGUCUUCUUCAUUCUCAUCUGGCUCGUUCUCGGGCAAACAUCAUCGGUCGGCCUCUGUUGCUACCAUGGAAGCGUAUAAGCCGCCUCCAAAGGAGCUGUUGGAGCGUCACCCGUCCUCGCCACCGCCGCCUACACAGCAGCAGAGAUCCCAGCAGCAGCAGGCCAAGCCACGGCCGAAGCCGGAUUAUUUCCAGGAAAAGAUUCUGAGGGCAGAUUUCAUGGAUUGA
Arthroderma uncinatum is the source of this 1077-nucleotide messenger RNA. RefSeq lists its product as uncharacterized. NCBI's taxonomy places the organism in Eukaryota, Fungi, Ascomycota, Eurotiomycetes, Onygenales, Arthrodermataceae. The record is from RefSeq and is a predicted model, not a curated record. Bases 1 to 1077 code for a protein of 358 amino acids. The transcript has 2 exons.